Molecule: messenger RNA, 8680 nt
Organism: Ochotona curzoniae (black-lipped pika)
Lineage: Eukaryota; Metazoa; Chordata; Mammalia; Lagomorpha; Ochotonidae
Gene: STXBP5
Product: syntaxin binding protein 5
Exons: 28
Coding region: 2-3460 (1152 amino acids)
Biological process (GO): regulation of protein secretion; regulation of exocytosis
Cellular component (GO): SNARE complex; cytoplasm; plasma membrane
Molecular function (GO): myosin II binding; syntaxin binding; GTPase activator activity
Source: RefSeq, a predicted model, not a curated record
CAUGAGGAAAUUCAACAUCAGGAAGGUGCUGGACGGCCUCACGGCCGGCUCCUCUUCGUCGUCUCAGCAGCAGCAGCAGCAACAGCACCCGCCCGGGAACCGGGAGCCCGAAAUCCAGGAAACGCUCCAGUCCGAGCACUUUCAGCUCUGCAAGACUGUUCGCCAUGGAUUUCCCUACCAGCCCUCAGCCCUGGCCUUUGAUCCUGUGCAGAAGAUCCUGGCAGUGGGCACGCAGACUGGUGCUUUAAGGCUUUUUGGUCGUCCAGGAGUAGAAUGUUAUUGCCAGCAUGACAGUGGGGCUGCAGUAAUCCAACUCCAGUUCCUGAUUAAUGAGGGAGCUCUUGUGAGUGCCCUGGCUGAUGACACCUUACAUUUGUGGAAUUUGCGACAGAAGAGGCCUGCCAUACUGCAUUCACUGAAGUUUUGCAGAGAAAGGGUUACAUUUUGCCAUCUCCCUUUCCAGAGUAAGUGGCUCUAUGUGGGCACUGAAAGAGGUAAUAUACACAUUGUCAACGUGGAGUCCUUCACGCUCUCAGGCUACGUCAUCAUGUGGAAUAAAGCCAUUGAACUGUCCUCUAAGUCUCAUCCAGGACCUGUUGUCCAUAUCAGUGAUAAUCCAAUGGAUGAAGGAAAGCUGCUAAUUGGCUUUGAAUCUGGAACAGUAGUCUUAUGGGACCUGAAAUCAAAGAAAGCCGACUACAGAUACACAUAUGAUGAGGCUAUACACUCUGUUGCUUGGCAUCAUGAAGGAAAACAGUUUAUUUGCAGUCAUUCAGAUGGCACCUUGACAAUUUGGAAUGUGAAGUCCCCCACCAAGCCCGUGCAGACAAUCACUCCCCAUGGAAAACAGUUAAAGGAUGGGAAGAAGCCAGAGCCAUGCAAACCUAUCCUCAAGGUGGAAUUCAAAACGACUAGAUCUGGGGAGCCUUUUAUUAUUUUAUCAGGAGGUCUGUCAUAUGAUACUGUCGGAAGAAGACCUUGCUUAACAGUGAUGCAUGGGAAAAGCACUGCUGUGCUAGAAAUGGACUAUCCAAUUGUUGAUUUUCUAACACUGUGUGAGACGCCAUACCCAAAUGAUUUUCAGGAACCAUAUGCGGUGGUUGUUCUUUUAGAAAAGGAUUUAGUACUAAUAGACCUUGCACAAAAUGGCUAUCCUAUAUUUGAAAACCCUUACCCUUUGAAUAUACAUGAAUCCCCGGUAACGUGUUGUGAAUAUUUUGCUGAUUGUCCUGUGGACCUUAUUCCUGCACUUUAUUCUGUUGGAGCUCGACAGAAACGUCAAGGUUACAGCAAAAAGGAAUGGCCCAUCAAUGGAGGUAAUUGGGGCUUGGGUGCUCAAAGUUACCCAGAAAUAAUUAUUACAGGACAUGCUGAUGGAUCAGUUAAGUUCUGGGAUGCUUCUGCAAUAACUUUACAAGUAUUAUAUAAGCUGAAGACAUCUAAAGUAUUUGAAAAGUCAAGAAGUAAAGAUGAUAGGCCAAACACAGACAUUGUAGAUGAAGACCCAUAUGCCAUUCAGAUCAUUUCCUGGUGUCCAGAAAGUAGAAUGCUGUGCAUAGCUGGAGUUUCGGCUCAUGUCAUCAUAUAUAGAUUUAGCAAGCAAGAAGUGAUUACAGAAGUCAUUCCGAUGCUUGAAAUCCGAUUGUUAUAUGAGAUAAAUGAUGUGGACUCUCCUGACGUUGAGCAGCCUCCUCCUUUGUCAACACCUGUGGGAAGUUCCAAUUCUCAGCCCGUUCCACCUCAGUCUCAUCCCUCUACCAGUAGCAGUUCAUCCGAUGGGCUCCGUGAUAAUGUACCAUGUUUAAAAGUUAAAAACUCACCACUGAAGCAGUCUCCAGGUUACCAGAUGGAGCUGGUUAUUCAGUUGGUGUGGGUGGGUGGAGAACCACCACAACAAAUAACCAGCUUGGCCGUCAAUUCUUCCUAUGGACUAGUGGUUUUUGGUAAUUGUAAUGGCAUCGCUCUGGUGGACUACCUCCAGAAGGCAGUGCUGCUUAAUCUGGGCACCAUUGAGUUAUAUGGGUCUAACGAUCCUUAUCGGCGAGAACCCCGAUCCCCUCGCAAAUCUCGACAACCAUCCGGAGCAGGUCUGUGUGAUAUUAAUGAAGGGACAGCCGUCCCAGAAGAUCGCUGCAAAUCUCCAACUUCUGGUUCUUCAUCACCAUACAAUUCAGAUGAUGAACAAAAAAUGAAUAAUUUUAUAGAAAAGGUGAAGACCAAGAGCAGAAAGUUUUCCAAGAUGGUAGCCAGUGACAUAGCAAAGAUGUCAAGGAAGUUAAGCUUGCCUACUGACCUAAAGCCUGAUAUAGAUGUAAAAGAUAAUUCCUUCAGCCGAUCGCGGAGUUCAAGUGUAACCAGUAUUGACAAAGAAUCCAGAGAGGCUAUCUCGGCUCUUCAUUUCUGUGAAACUUUCACUCGCAAGGCGGACUCCUCCCCGUCCCCGUGUCUCUGGGUUGGAACAACACUGGGAACGGUGCUGGUGAUUGCACUGAACCUCCCCCCGGGAGGAGAACAGAGACUUCUUCAGCCGGUGAUCGUGUCUCCGAGUGGUACUAUAUUGAGACUAAAAGGUGCAAUUUUGAGAAUGGCAUUUUUGGAUACAACUGGUUGCUUAAUGCCACCUGCAUAUGAACCCUGGAAAGAACACAAUGUUCCUGAAGAAAAGGAUGAAAAGGAGAAAUUGAAAAAAAGGCGGCCUGUCUCAGUAUCACCUUCUUCCUCUCAGGAAAUUAGUGAAAACCAGUAUGCAGUGAUAUGCUCUGAGAAGCAAGCGAAAGUCAUCUCACUGCCAACCCAGAACUGUGCUUACAAGCAAAACAUAACAGAAACCUCAUUCGUGCUUCGUGGAGAUAUUGUAGCAUUGAGCAACAGCAUCUGCCUGGCAUGUUUCUGUGCCAAUGGACACAUUAUGGCAUUUAGUUUGCCAAGUUUAAGGCCACUGUUGGAUGUGUACUACUUGCCUCUUACCAACAUGCGGAUAGCCAGAACGUUCUGCUUCACCAACAACGGACAAGCGUUGUAUCUUGUUUCACCUACAGAAAUUCAGAGACUGACUUAUAGUCAGGAGACCUGUGAAAACCUUCAGGAAAUGUUGGGGGAACUCUUCACUCCCGUAGAGACUCCUGAAGCGCCCAACAGGGGGUUCUUCAAAGGCUUGUUUGGAGGUGGUGCACAGUCUCUUGAUAGAGAAGAACUAUUUGGAGAGUCGUCCUCAGGGAAGGCAUCCAGGAGUCUGGCCCAGCACAUCCCUGGCCCUGGAGGAAUUGAAGGUGUGAAAGGGGCUGCGUCUGGAGUCGUCGGGGAGUUGGCACGAGCCAGGUUGGCACUAGACGAGAGAGGACAGAAGCUUGGUGACUUAGAAGAAAGAACUGCGGCCAUGUUGUCCAGUGCAGAUUCAUUUUCUAAACAUGCUCAUGAGAUGAUGUUGAAAUACAAAGAUAAGAAGUGGUACCAGUUCUGACAGCCAGACUCCAAUAGGUUCGACAUCGGCCAGAAGAAAAAUGUUUUGCUUUUUUUACUCCAUCGAUUUCUGUAGGGAAGCUGGUCACUGAACACUGUUCUUUCCUAGCACAAUCAUGUACUGGUUUACCUCAGUCACGUGGCUUGAACUGAGGGAGGUUCACACCCUCGGACUGGAGUGCACAGUGUGUGUCCCACAGGAGCUGACACGCAGGAGACAUGGCAGGGACUAUUCCUCGAUCAUUCCUGUGCCACACUUUCAUAUGCCAAAAGAUGUCGUGCCAUUGUAUCUGGCAUCAGUGUUGGAACUGUUUGAGGGAAAGGCCGUAAGUGGCACGUCCUGAGGCUGUAAGAGUUGUGUGUAUAUCCUUGACUGGAUUAUCAACAACUGCCCUGGACUUUCCCUCCCUUAAACUAACUGGCCAUCAGUAUCAUUAGUGAAAAAGAAAUAAAUUGUUAUCAUAUCUCUAGUCAGAGAAGCUGAACGGUGGGCUUUAACUAAUAAACACACACAUAUGUGACUUGUGUAUGGCCUCUCCUGGAUUCUCGUUGAUAUAUACUUGUGUUUAGUUCAUAUUUUGUCAAAAGCAAAACAAGGUGAUACAUCACUUUUCAUUGAAAAGAAAAGUGUAGAGCAUGACUGAAUUGCUCAUCAUUCUGGAAGUUUCCAUGUAGUGGCUAUGCAGUGUGGAAAGUGAGAAAACCCUCCAUUGUGGUGAGGAAAAUCCUUCAGUGUCCCUUGUCCUUGUUCUCAUUAAUUCAAAAUAGUUACUGGUUAAAUUUAUAAAAAUGUUGAAAUUGGCUAAGUUUUUAAUUUUGCUUGAAUUUUAUAAAAUGUUUAUCCAGAUGUACCCUUUGCAUUAUUUAAUUAAAAUUGCUUUAAAAAAUUGUUUCUUUAUCUCAGUGAAAUGCUUAGCUCCCUGUUUAAAAUAUCCUUUAUUUGCUAACAGUUCUAAUACACUCAGGUGAUGAACCAAUUAAAUCUUAGUGCACAUGCCGUCGCAUGGAAAAUUAUAAGCAUCUAUUGUCAACAACAUAGAAGAGACUAGUCUAAUGAUCUACAAAUUAUUUUCUGUAGAAAUACAAGUCUGUACAUAUCCUUUCAAGGUUUUACAAAGCCAGCAGAAAAGGAAAAUAUGUACACUUUCAUAAUUGAAUUAUUUCUGUGCUGGGGUGUAAUGUAAAAUUGAAACCAGCAAUGGACAAUGAUUGGCUCCUAGAAUAGACAGGAAAGAAACCACUUAGUAGGUCCAUAAGCAAUUCAUAAUGCAAGCUAAUUUUGAGAUUAUUAUUGAUUGUAAAAAAAAAGAGAAAAAUAAAAGUGUUAAAAGUAUUGUUAAUGAAAUCUAAAUGCUGUCAUCUAUUUUAAAAUGUUUAAAAUCUUUUUUUUUUCAUUAAGCUAGAUGCAGAGCACAAGUUGAUAGCAAACAUCAGUGUUGUUUCUGUAUUCCAGAUAAUCAUCAAAAGCAUACGCAGAGCGUCUUAACCUUUUUCACGCACUCUUACGCACCUUUUCCUCCUCCUCACUCAUUAACAAAGCUUUGCUUUACAUUUGAUAAUGUUCACUAUUGGAUACAAAAGUUUACAUCAAAGCUAACUUUGGACAGCGUUGGGAAGGUACUGGAUAUAUUUGAUAAAGAUAAUUGAUCAAUCUGAAAGGAAUAUUUUUAAAAUGUAAUCAUUUUUGAAUGUUUUGAAUUUGUAAAAAUAACGAGUAAAAUAUUUCUGUUUUGUUGAUGUCAGCUGUCCGUUGAGUAUUCAGCAGUUUACAGAUUGUUACAUGAUAGGUCACAGGAAGUCUUUGGUCCUUUUUUAAAGGUACAGUCUUGUGGAUGUCAUCAACAGUUAUAGAUUUGAGUUGAGAAACAUUGAGUAACAAGUGCGGGUUGAUUUCCUACUUCUGUGGAAUGUCCUGCUAGCUGCAGUUACUUAAUUUACCUUGUUAUUUUGUGUUGUUUGUACAUCAGAUUCAUUUUUACUGUCCUCUUUCCUGUUGUAUAUAAAAAGAACCAAUCUUGUAAUUAUUUUCAAACACAAAGGUAGUUACGUUUCUCUGAGAUGUUGGUGUAGAAGUAGGAAUCAUAAAGUAAUUUUUGAGUUCAGGAAAUUAGCUUUUCAGAGUUGUACUUGACUGAAUCCGUAGGUAAGAGACAGUCUGCAGAAAAAGAGCUAACCCAGGGAAUUUAUUGUCAUUUGAGAGAUAACAUCUCUAUUUUUUUCCUUUUUAAAUGCAAAAAAAUAAUAGUCACCAGCAAACCAAGGUUUCAGGAAAACUAGACAAGAAAAAAGUCAAAAUAGAAAAUGCCAGAAGAGUGGAAGGUUUUCAUGUGCUUUCUCUGUUCUCAGCAUUGUCUCAUCUCAUUUGUCCUUGACUCUAAUAUCGCUGAAAUAUUUACUAUUAAUUUCUCAGGAGAACAUGAUUUCCUGUGUGUCCAGUUCAUUUCACCUUUUAGAACUAGAAAAACUCAUAGAGUUGUUAUUUGAAAACUUUUAUUCUGCUAGCUUCUGUACAUUACAUCCGUUUUUCAGUUUGGGAGCAUCUCAACACCCUUGAUUUGCAUUUCGAUUGCACAGUGUUUCCUAAAAAUGAUUCUAAAUCCAACCGAGCUGUUGCUUCUUCAAUUUUUUUGUGGAUGUGAAAAAAGUGCUGCUACUUGUCUGUUAUUAUGUAUAAGUGUAUUGUAAUUCAAUUAAGGACAGUGCUUUAAAGAAAGAACUAUUUCUUUUCUUAGGAUUUCUUGAUUUUAGGUACUUCUGAAUUUAUUUCAAGUAGGUAUGUGAGUAUUUUAAACAAGUCUGAAAGUGUUACCUACUUCUGGGUUACAGGGAGUAAACGGCCAAGGUAGAAAAAAAACUGAAGCAGACACUGCAGAAUUCCACCUUUACCCUGAGUUGUAGGUUCUGUAUUCCAUGCCCAUUUACUUACGGCAUCUCUCCUAGGACAUUAGAAAAGUUACAUCCAAAGGUACGAUUUUUGUGGCUAACAUUUAUUUUCCACUUUAACUUCUGGAAUUUUAUUUCUGCAAAAAAAAAAAGAGCACUGAACUUUAAACUUGAAUUUUCUGUACUUUUUUAGAUAUUAAAUCUUUUUAUUAUCAUUUAAUCUGCAAUGCUCAGUUUAAAGUGAUACGUAUGUAUAAAGCAUACCAAAAUCAAUGAAUAUUGCUGCUAGCUGCACCUUAAAUUAAUCAGUUUUAAAGCCUUUAGUAGGGUUUAUAUGGUUUUCAAAGAUUAAAAAAAAAUGUGGUAAAAUUAUUUGCUGUAUGUUUCAGUGUCCUUGAUCUUAAAUUAUUGCAACACUUUCAGAUUUGUUUGAAGGUCAUGCAUCUUAUAUUUAUACAUACUGCUAGAAAUAUGCUUUUAGUUUUAAAAUGAAAUUUUUAUAAGUGUGCUCUUUAGUUUUAAAAAUGGUGAACUUGUGAAGUUUAAGUCAAAGUACUUAAAAAGUAUGUAUAUUAUCCAUACAAAAAGUUACGUUUUAUGCUUAUAAUAAGAAAUAUUGGUAUCUCAUAUCGAGAUACAGUUAAUUUUACAAAAAACUAAGCACCAUUUAAAAGUAUUCACACUUAACACGAAAGAUACCAUUACCAUUGUUAUAAAGAAAAAGAUCCUCUAUUGAUCACUUUCAAAUUUGAUUUGGGAGGAAAAUGCCCACAAACAGUAAUUGCAAGAUAUUUUCAAUAACUACAAACUUGCUGUUGGAUGCCUACCUUAAUUAUUGUUUUACUCUACAAAUAUAUAUAUAUAUAUAUAAUAUAUAUUUAAAAUAGUUUUCCAGGUAUUUUCUUCUACCUUUUUUAAAAAUAAAUUUCCAAAAAAUGAAAACAGAGUUUAUGUAUUUUUGUCAAAGAAGGUUUUUAUUUUGUAGUUUAUAGAAUUUGUUCCUUAUCAGUUUGAUACUUGAUCAAUAUUCUUAGACUUUUUAAUCUGUAUUUACUUUGGAAAAAAAUACUCCUAUAACUUAAAUGUCCUUUUUUUUUUUCCAUUUUAGGGUAUUUUUCUCUUGGAUUGAAAUUUAUGCCUACAGAUUUGAUUUUUUUUUUAAUUUGAGUAUGAAUGUGAAGCUACUGUUUACAGAUUUUGUUAGUUGCACUUUUCAUCACUCUGAUCAACUUCUUAUAAAGUGCUAUAGGGAUUAUUUUUCCUGUGGAUAUUAAUGAUUUUACUAUUGCCUCAGUUGUUUUAAAGAUUCUGUGGAAAGAAAGCAGUUGUAACAAUCAAAAAGAAAAAAAAUUAAAGGGUAAAUUUUGGCUGAAUUAAAUAAUUGUGAUAACUUCCCAGUGACCAAGGUUUUAAUGUUAUUCCCUUCAGUCUUGCAUUAUGAGGUGCCAUUCAUUUCUGAGUUGAGUUCCGUAGUUCAAGGCUAUAUGUAAGUGCUCUCCUUAUUUUCUCAUUACAUCAGGAAAAAAAAAAAUCAAGAAUGUCAGUUUUACCAGUGUUUUACAGCGAGGCUCAUAGUUAAAUUAAAAUUUUAUAGUGUAUGAGAUAUAGACAGUAUUAAUUUACUGUAGGUCAUUUGACUCAGGAUUUAAUGGAUGUAGAUUAAUGGUAAUGGAAUCCUAUUAAUUUGAGAAUUGAAUUUUUAUACUUUGGCUAUUUGUUUUGUAUUGCUUAAACUGUGGUUCAACUAAACACAAUGUAAGGAAUUGAAAAUAAACUCAACAUAUCAGUGGAAAGCAGUACAGAAAGGAUGAGUCAUGGUUUAAUUUUGUUAUUUUUGUGUGUGUAAAUAAACAACAGUACUGUUACAAUGUAGGUGUUACUUCCCGCUCAACCGUGGUAGUUAAAGCCAAAAACCAUUUUGCUUUCUAGUUACACUGUUGGUUCAUUGUAAAUGAGUUACCAAAAAGCAGUAUGAAGAAAAGCAAGAUUUAAUUUUUCUAACAUUUUCCACUUGGGGGACAAGCAUGCUUGGUAUCUAGCUGAAGCUUGUGUAUACUUUAAACUGUACAUGUGGGUUUUUUUUUCAGUUGCUGCACCCCUUUUUUAAAAAAAAAAAAUCUUGCUCAGUCCCAGUAACUAUCUCAAAGGUACUUGCUGGAAUGUGCAUUUGAAAUAUGGUUUAAAAAAAAAAAAGAUCUCUGUGUACUGUUUCGUUAAAAAAAGAGAAAACACUAUUGCAAACACUGAAAUGCGUUAUACUUUGUAGUUAUUUUGCAUUCCUGUACUUAAUCAACCAAAAAAAAAAAACUGUCAUCAUAGCAGAAGGAUUAAAAAUUAG